Aethalodelphis obliquidens (Pacific white-sided dolphin) is the source of this 9665-nucleotide messenger RNA. It is a transcript of the gene NUP214, whose product is annotated as nucleoporin 214. Gene Ontology annotation, cellular component: nuclear pore. NCBI's taxonomy places the organism in Eukaryota, Metazoa, Chordata, Mammalia, Artiodactyla, Delphinidae. The record is from RefSeq and is a predicted model, not a curated record. Gene Ontology annotation, molecular function: protein binding; structural constituent of nuclear pore. Gene Ontology annotation, biological process: protein import into nucleus; RNA export from nucleus. The transcript is spliced from 39 exons. The coding region runs from base 1000 to 7992 and encodes 2330 amino acids.
UUCUAUUAUAUCAUCCUAGUUUGAUAAAUGAGAAGCAGGCUUGGAGCAGAGAAGCAGUUUGCUGAAAACCAAAUAGUAAGUGGCAGAAUACACCCCCGCCUCCCGGAGCUGGCCCAUGGGCUCCAAGUUAAGAAUCUCUGUCCUAGAGCAUUUAUAAUAUAAUUCAACUACAAAAAUCUCCACGUAGGACUGUGUAAUAGCCAGCAAUCAGCAAGGCUGAAUUCUAAUCCAGCCUUCACCACUUUCUGACUGAGGGGCAUUGGGGAAUUUUCUUAACUUCUCUGUGCUCCCAGCUGCCUCAUCAAUUAAAUGGCAAUGAUAACUGCUAGGUGACUAGGAUGUCUUUGCGCAGUGUUUCGCGCAGUUUCCAGGCUUGUUACUCCAACGAGUAAACAAAGCUGAUCGCUGGGGCCCUUUAAUAUCCCCUUUCAGCCUUCAGACACGUAAGGGUCUCCUUGGCGAGAACCCGGCCCCCCGACUUUCUGAGAACCUUUUUCUUCCACACUCCUGUAAAGCCUUUCUCAGAAGCUACAGCCCCUUGGAAAUAUUUGUCAAGUUCCCAACUCCUCUGAAAUCGGAACUAUUAAUAACCACCUACAUCCAAAGACUACUACGAAGUUUCAACGAAACGAACGUGGAGGACUCGCGCCUGCACUUCCCAGUAUGAGAAACCAACAGGAAGCAAGCGCGCUCCACCUGAAAACGCGGUGGCGGCACCUGGACGCUCCCGGGCGCAGGCGCACAGACCCCGGGCCACGCCCCAUACUCUGUCAGAGCCGGCCAAUGGGAGGCGGCGGCCAGAAGAGCUCGCGACUUUAGAUGGUCCCUCCACCUCCCUCGGCCCGAAACGUGUGAUGUCAUCAAAGCGCGCCGGAAAAUACGUCAUGCCCGCGCGCCGCUAGAGCUGAGGGAAGGAAGUUGGCCUGGGGGCCGCCUCGGCUGUGUCUGCAAGGACGCGGGCAGCUGCGGUAGCUGCUUUGACCUGUUGAGGGCGGCGCGAUGGGAGACGAAAUGGAUGCCGUGAUCCCCGAGCGGGAGAUGAAGGAUUUUCAGUUUAGAGCCCUGAAGAAGGUGAGAAUCUUUGACUCCCCCGAGGAGUUGCCCAAGGAACGCUCGAAUCUGCUUGCCGUGUCCAACAAGUAUGGCCUGGUCUUCGCUGGUGGAGCCAGUGGGUUGCAGAUUUUUCCUACUAAAAAUCUUCUUAUUCAGAAUAAACCUGGAGAUGAUCCCAAUAAGAUAGUUGAUAAAGUUCAAAGCUUGCUAGUUCCUAUGAAAUUCCCGAUACAUCACCUGGCCCUGAGCUGUGAUAACCUCACACUUUCCGUGUGCAUGAUGUCCAGUGAAUAUGGUUCCAUUAUUGCUUUUUUUGAUGUUCGCACUUUCUCAAAUGAGGCCAAACAGCAGAAACGCCCGUUUGCGUAUCAUAAGCUCCUGAAAGAUGCAGGAGGCAUGGUGAUCGAUAUGAAGUGGAACCCCACUGUUUCCUCCAUGGUGGCAGUUUGCCUGGCUGAUGGCAGCAUUGCUGUCCUGCAGAUCACAGAGACAGUGAAAGUGUGUGCGACUCUUCCUUCCACAGUAGGAGUAACAUCUGUCUGCUGGAGCCCCAAAGGAAAGCAGCUGGCAGUGGGGAAACAGAAUGGAACUGUGGUCCAGUAUCUUCCUACUUUGCAGGAAAAAAAAGUCAUUCCUUGUCCUCCAUUUUAUGAGGCAGAUCAUCCUGUCAGAGUUCUGGAUGUGCUGUGGAUUGGUACAUAUGAAUUCACAAUAGUAUAUGCUGCUGCAGACGGGACCUUGGAAACUGCUCCAGAUGUGGUGAUGGCUCUGCUCCCGAAAAAAGAAGAAAAGCACCCAGAAGUGUUUGUGAACUUUAUGGAGCCCUGCUACGGCAGCUGUACAGAGAGGCAGCAUCAUUACUACCUCAGCUACAUUGAAGAAUGGGAUUUAGUGCUGGCAGCAUCUGCGGCUUCAACAGAAGUUAGUAUCCUCGCUCGACAAAGCAGCCAGGUUAAUCUCCAUUCCAUCCAUUGCUCAAGCAAAAAUUAUGGUGUCACCUCUGACUCUCUUUCUCUCACAUCUCACAUCUAUCAAAAGAGUAAUUGGGAAUCUUGGCUGCUGGAGGAUUCUAGCCGAGCUGAACUGCCUGUGACAGACAAGAGUGAUGAUUCCUUGCCCAUGGGAGUUGCCAUAGAUUACACCAACCAAGUGGAAAUCACCAUCAAUGAUGAGAAGACUCUUCCUCCUGCUCCAGUUCUUAUGUUACUUUCAACAGAUGGUGUGCUUUGUCCAUUUUACAUGAUCAAUCAAAAUCCUGGUGUUAGGUCCCUCCUCAGGACACCAGAGCGGCUCUCAUUGGAAGGAGAGCGACAACCCAAGUCAUCAGGAAGUACUCCUACUACUCCCACCUCCUCUCAGGCCCCGCAGAAGCUCGAUGCGGCAGCAGCCGUAGCUCCUGCCUCCGUUCUGCCUUCAUCACCGGCUGCUCCCACCUCCACCUUCUCUUUGCCUUCCGCCGUGGGAGCCCCUGCUGUGUUCUCCUUUGGUUCUUCAUCCUUGAAGUCAUCUGGUUCUGUCACUGGGGAGGCCCCUCCGUGUUCCAGUGCCUCUGACAAUUCCAAAGCAGCCUUGGGCCCUGGAGCAUCCUCCUUCUCUUUUGUUCCUCCUCCUCAAGCCUCCCUCGUGCUCACGCCUGCGGCCUCUCCCAUGGCACCCUCAGCUGCCUCAUUCUCCUUUGGAUCAUCGGGUUUUAAGCCUACCCUGGAAAGCACGCCAGUGCCAAGCGUGUCUGCUCCAAACACAGGAAUGAAGCCCACCUUCCCACCAUCAGCCUCUGCAGUCAAGGUCAACCUUAGCGAAAAGUUCACGGCCGCGGCCACCUCUGCUCCUGUUCACAACUCACAGAGCUCAGCCUCAAUGCUGCCAUUCUCCUCGGUCUCCAAGCCAGCAUCCUCUGGACCUCUCAGCCACCCUGCACCUCUGUCGGCAUCAUCCAGUUCCUUGUCAUCCAAGUCCUCAGUCUCUUCCUCAGUGUCGGCAGGGCGGUCUGCUCAGGGUAGUCCAAGUGCAGUGCCGUCAACGGUACAGAAAUCACCCAGGAUAACCCCUCCAGUGGCCAAGUCAGGCUCUCCCCAGGCAAAAUCACUUCAGCCUCCUGUUACAGAAAAGCAGGGACAUCAGUGGAAAGAGUCAGACCCUGUGAUGGCUGGAAUCGGGGAGGAGAUCACUCACUUUCAGAAGGAGUUGGAAGAGCUGAAAGCCCGAACUUCCAAAGCCUGUUUCCAAGUGGGCACUUCUGAGGAGAUGAGGAUGCUGCGAACAGAAUCAGAUGACCUGCACACCUUUCUUUUGGAGAUUAAAGAGACCACAGAGUCUCUUCAUGGAGAUAUAAGUACCCUGAAAACAACUUUACUUGAGGGCUUUGCUGGUGUUGAAGAAGCCAGAGAACAAAAUGAGAGAAACCGUGACUCUGGGUAUCUGCACUUGCUCUAUAAGAGGCCGCUGGACCCCAGGAGUGAGGCUCAGCUCCAGGAAAUUCGGCGCCUUCAUCAGUAUGUGAAAUUUGCUGUCCAAGAUGUGAAUGAUGUUCUAGACUUGGAGUGGGAUCGGCAUCUGGAACAAAAGAAAAAACAAAAGCGCCUGUUUGUGCCAGAGCGAGAAACGCUGUUUAACACCCUUGCCAACAACCGGGAAAUCAUCAACCAACAGAGGAAGAGGCUGAAUCACCUGGUGGAUAGUCUCCAGCAGCUCCGUCUUUAUAACCAAACCUCCCAGUGGGGCCUUCCCUUGGAUGUCCCCUCGCAGAGCAGCACUCACAGUUUUGACAGCGACCUCGAAAGCCUGCGCAAUGCUUUGUUGAAAACAACCAUAGACUUUCAAACCAAGCCCUUGCCCAAAGUCGCAGCUAAACUGUCCCCCGUGAAACAGGCACAGCUGAGAAACUUCUUGGCCAAGAGGAAGACCCCGCCGGUGAGAUCUACUGCUCCAGCCAGCCUGUCUCGGUCAGCUUUCCUGUCUCAGAGGUAUUAUGAAGACUUGGAUGAAGUCAGCUCAACGUCAUCCAUUUCCCAGUCUCUGGAAGGUGAAGACACACGGGCAUCCUGUAAGGAUGACGACGCAGUGGUCCAGGUUCCCCGGCAUGCUCCCGUGGUUCGGACGCCUUCCAUCCAGCCCAGUCUUUUGCCCCAGGCGACUCCUUUUGCUAAAUCUCACCUGAUUCAUGGUUCACCAGGUGUGAUGGGAACUUCAGUGUCUGCACCUGCUAGCAAAAUUAUUCCCCAAGGGGCCGAUAGCACAAUGCUUGCAACAAAAACCGUGAAGCAUGGCGCCCCGGGCCCUUCCCACCCCAUCUCUGCUCCCCAGGCGGCCGCUGCAGCAGCCCUGAGACGGCAGAUGGCCAGUCAGCCACCAGCUGUCAGUACUUUGACCGAAUCAACUUUGAAGAAUGUCCCUCAAGUGGUAAAUGUGCAGGAAUUGAAGAAUAAUCCUACAGCCCCCUCUGCAGCGAUGGGUUCUUCAGUGCCGUACUCUGCAGCCAAAACACCUCACCCGAUGUUGACCCCAGCGUCUGCUCACCAAGCUAAGCAGGGAUCUCUGAUAAACGCCUUAAAGCCGUCUGGGCCCACACCAGCGUCCAGUCAAUUGUCAUCUGGUGAUAAAGCUUCAGGACCAGUGGCAACCAAGAUAGAGACAGCUGUGACGUCUACCCCGUCUGUUGUUGGGCAGUUCAGCAAGUCUUUCUCAUUUUCUCCGUCAGGGACUGGCUUUAAUUUUGGGAUAGUCACACCAACACCGUCUUCUAAUUUCACGGCCACACAAGUGGCAGCACCCCCCGGCAAAGAGUCAAACCAGCUGGACACAUUCUCCUUUGGCGGGACAGGCAAACCUUUUUACGAGGCCAUUCCUGAAAGCUCCCCUCCCUCGGGAAUGACGACGUCAAGUAGCACGGGAGCUGCUGGUCCCUCUCCUGGGGAGUCUGCUCCAUCCAGCGGCAGGCCUGUGGCACCUUCUGGAAUUGCUCUUUCCACCCCCUCUGGCAAGGUGGAAGCUCCGCCGUCCAAGUUGGGAGAGCUUCUGUUUCCAAGUUCUCUGGCUGGAGAGACUCUAGGAAGUUUUUCAGGACUGCGGGUUGGCCAAGCAGAUGAUUCUACAAAGGCAGCCAGUAAGGCUUCAUCCCCAGGCGGGACUGGUGCUAGUGCACAGCCCACCAAGACUUCGGCCGUCCCCUCCGGGUUUAGUUUCACCGGCCCCGUGGUGCUGGGGAAGCCCGUGGAGCCUCCCGUGACCUCCUCUGUGGCUGCCACCACAGUGACCCUGGCGGCUGCGGCCGGCCCCAGCCCCGGCAGUUCCUCAACUGGCGUCUUUGGCAGCCUGCCGCUCACCAGUGCGGGACCCUCCAGCGUAAUCAGUUUUGCGGGGCUAUCGCUAAGCGGUAGCAAGACCAGUUUUCCGUUCGGAGGCCAGCAGACAAGUAGUACAGCGCCGUCCUCUGCCGCUGCCGCUGCCACACCCCUUCCUACAUCCCUCCCCGCCUUGUCGUUUGGCAGCCUCCUGAGUUCAGCAUCUGCUCCCACCGUGCCCACGUCCUCCGCUAAAAGCACGGAAGCAGCCACGUCAUCGGCUCUGCCUGAGAAGCCAGGUGGUAGUGAGGCCUUGGUGUCAACAGCCUCCCUCCUAGGGCAGCAGCCAUCCGCCCAGCUUCCCCAAGCUCCUUCUCAAACGUCUGACUCUGUGAAGAAGGAGCCCGCUCUCGCCCAGCCUGCGGCCAGCAGCCCUGGUACAGCGGCGCCCAGUGCCACCGUCCUAGCGCCGUCCGCGGAGGCCACUCCGGCAGCCACCGGGGCCCCGGACGCCAAGACCGAACCGCCGUCCCCUGCCCCCACCCCGGCAGCGCCUGGGCAGAUUGCCGUCGCAGCACCUGCCGUCCCAGGUGCCGGCCCCGUGGCCCCAGAAACAUCCAGGCCUCCCGCCACCUCCAGCGCUGUUUCCGGUGAUGCUCCAGGCCCAGCCACGGAGCCCGCAGUGUUUGGGGCGGUCACUUCGGGCUCGCCUGUCUUUACUCAGCCACCGGCCGCCAGCUCUAGCUCGGCUUUCAGCCAGCUCACCGGCCACACAGCCACCGCCCCCUCGGCGACCCCCAUGUUUGGGCAGGUGGCCGCCAGCACUGCCCCGAGCCUGUUCGUACAGCAGGCGGGCGGCAUCGCCAGCACGGCGGCUGCCGCGCCACAGGUCAGCGGCUCGGGGUUCGGCAGCCCAGCGUUUGGCACCUCCGCCCCGACGGUCUUUGGACAGACGAGCUUCGGGCAGGCCCCGGCCUUCGGGCAGCCGACCAGCAGCCCCGCGAGCGGCUUUUCCUUCAGUCAGCCCGGCUUCAGCUCCGUGCCGGCUUUUGGUCAGUCCGCGUCCCCCACCCCCGCGUCCACCAGCGGGAACGUGUUCGGUGCAUCUUCAAGCGCCAGUAGCUCCAGCUCCUUCUCAUUUGGACAGUCUUCUGCCAACACUGGAGGGGGGCUCUUUGGCCAGAGCAGCCCUCCUGCUUUCGGCCAGGGCCCUGGCUUUGGGCAGGGAAGCUCUGUGUUCGGUGGCACCUCAGCCACCACCACGACAGCGCCAUCCUCUGGGUUUAGCUUUUGUCAAGCUUCAGGUUUUGGGUCUAGUAAUACUGGUUCUUUGUUUGGUCAAGCAGCCAGUACUGGUGGAACAGUCUUUGGCCAGCAGUCGUCCUCUUCCAGUGGCAGCGUGUUUGGGUCUGGAAACACUGGAAGAGGGGGAGGUUUCUUCAGUGGCCUUGGAGGGAAACCCAGCCAAGACGCAGCCAACAAAAACCCAUUCAGCUCGGCCAGCGGGGGCUUUGGAUCUGCAGCCACCCCAAAUACCUCUAACCUUUUUGGAAACAGUGGAGCCAAGACGUUUGGUGGCUUUGCCAGCUCAUCAUUUGGAGACCAGAAACCUGCUGGCACCUUUAGCUCUGGAGGAGGAAGUGUGGCCUCCCAAGGCUUUGGGUUUUCCACUCCAAGUAAAACAGGUGGCUUCGGUGCUGCUCCAGUGUUUGGCAGCCCUCCUACUUUUGGGGGAUCCCCUGGGUUUGGAGGGGUGCCAGCAUUCGGUUCAGCCCCAGCCUUUACAAGCCCUCUGGGCUCGACGGGAGGCAAAGUGUUCGGAGAGGGUACCGCGGCCGCCAGCGCGGGAGGAUUCGGGUUUGGGAGCAGCAGCAACACCACGUCCUUCGGCACCCUCGCCAGUCAGAACGCCCCGACGUUCGGAUCGCUGUCCCAACAGUCUUCUGCGUUCGGGGCCCAGAGCGCGGGAUUCUCCGCCUUCGGGUCAGGCAGCGGAGGAUUUAGCUUUGGAUCAUCUAGCUCUACUCUCCACGACCACAGACGGUCCUUAUUGCUGGAGGAGUGUGUCCACGCCGGGGAGGGGGACACCAGAGGGAUCGGGGACCCAGGCCCACCCAAGGCAAGUUCCGGCUGCAGAGGAGAGAGAAGCCCCCCGCAGAUCUACCCUGAGCCCGAGCUCACAGCUUGUCACUGCAGGCACGGAGUAGGAUCCGAUCAGCAGAAACGAAAAGCAUCUCCGUAUGUCAUUGCCGGUUCCCUGAUCGCUGUGCUGUCAAAGCCUCCUCACAUGUCUCUGGAAGCUGCCAGCUUUUGUCUUCAGCCCUCAGAAGGUGAGGGUGGGUGCGAUCGCUUGGCCGGGGCCGGUCCAGGGGGAGUUCUAUUGGGGCCAGGCCGUCCCCGCAAACUUCCUCCCACCCCAAAGCCUGGAAACGAGAACUUCCCUCUCCUGCCUCCGCCAGGGCCCUGCAGAUGGGGGAGGCUGUCUUCCGCUCGCAGAGAGGAAGCAUCGUCCUCAAUUGUUCUGCACGGGCCCAGGCUGCAGGAAGAGGCCACAUGGUCACAAGGGCCAUUCCUCCUGACCCGGCCCCUGACCACUGGAGCAGAGCAAGCCUCCUGGGGCAAGUGGCCUCAGGUCUCAGCGGCCCUGGCCUCACCAUAAAAUCGGGACCUCACGGGGUCCUUGGGAGACCAGAGAGUGAACGGGGAGCUGGGGCAGCCACACAGCAUCACCCCAGCUCCAGCAUCCCCUGGCCAGAGGCCUCAGGUCCCCCCACCCCUGCCCAGCCCUUUCCCACCAGCCUCAUAAUCCUGUGACAGCAGAUGUCACCACAGGUUCUGGCUGGAAAGACCCUCAGAGGUCUCGUCGCCCGAGAUUCUCAUACUGUAGGCGGGUAUGUGAAACCCAACCCAGGAGAAGAAAGAACAGUAAUGACUCCAACACGGCAAUCUCUGUGCUGACUCUCUGCCAGGCACUGUGUAAUUGAUGAUGAAUUAUUACUAGUUACGGUAUGGAGAGCGACCACAUAUACUAUCUCAUUUAAUCCCUCAAACAACCCUGCGAUGAGGGACCGUUCUCCCCAUUUCAUAGAAGGGAACAGUGAGGCUCAGAAAGGUUGAGAGCCUGGCGCAAGCUCGCCACACCCGUGGACGGUGGAGCUGGAGCCACGCCUGGCUGGACAAGGGCACAGGCGGGUGGCACUGCCAACCCAGAGAGACCCCGUCUCCUGAGCUGCUCUCCCCUCACCCCAAGCCUGACCUGUGGCAGAACCCUGAGCCAGAACCAACCUUGACCUUGGCCAUGGGCCAGAUUCUCUGGGGGCUCCAGAAGAGGGCAAACUAGGGAUAACGUGAAGCAUCUCCCACACAGGGGAGAAACUGUGACUCGUCACUCGGAAGACUGUGCCAGCUGACAGGUGGCAGCUAAGGAUUGUGGAGGAUGGGGUGGUGGAUGCAGGCGGAUUCAACAGUGUUCUGGGGGGGGGGUGGCUUUGAAAGCUAUGUGGGUUGGACCCCAAACCAUAUAGAAUCCUCUCAAGCUGGCACAAGAAACUCGCCAUCUUCUAGCUCUCGUCUGUAAGUCGGGGUAUUACUGGGGUGGCAUGUGGCAUUGUUCCACUGCAAAUAUUUCCAACCCACGACAUUCAAAAGGGUUCUCCUCCUGGAUUAGAGAUUAAUUUCAAGCAGGGAUAAUGUUUGGGGGUAUUAUGGGUUUUGCUGAAGUAUUUAGAAUUAAUAUUUUUAAUACAAGCCCAUUUGGCAAGAACAGAAGCCCUAACCUAACCUUCGCCACAUUGCCGUUCCCUCCCCAGGCCAUUAAAGCCCAGUGCCCAUGUGGGUUUCGUUUUAAGCCUUCAAAUUGUCUGGGUCUAGCCCAGUAGUUCUCAACCAGGGGUGACUUCACACCCCUCCCGGGGACAUGGGGCAGUGUCCGGAGACACGUUUGGUUGUCAGAACAGGGGGAGGGAGGCUGCUGGCAUUGAGUGGGUAGAGACCAGGGACGCUGCCCAACAUCCUGCAGUGCACAGGACAGCCUGGUCCCGGCAAAGUUAGGGGAAGGUUCCGGGCAGCCUGAGGCCGCUGGUCAUCCCAGCGCUCACCAUCCCUCACUUUCUUUCACGUCACAGGUCUUAAAAAUAUGAAGAAGCUUAGUUACCACAGGAGGUUUGGGGUAGGGGAGAUGGGAAGGGUAUUUUCAUCACAUCAAAAUGCUUCCGUUUACAUUCGAGCAGGUGCAGCUGUCCAGGCUUAUUCCGGAGGGCGCCAGUUGAAUACAGAGCCUCCCCAUGGGCCGGAGGAACCAUGGUAUUUGGUAAUUCAGUUUCUUAAUGUAAU